AUGCUAAGAGCUUUACGUCUCACGUCUGACAAUUCUCUUAAGGCUAGCUUUAACAAGCUUGUUAUUUCUGCGUCCGCCGUGAGAGCCAGCUAUUAUAGCCUUCUUAAUGCUUCUCCAGGCCAGCUUAUCUUCGGGCAAGAUAUGAUCACCGACAGCUUUAUAAUGCAGCUCGAGCUACCUCCGAAGUGUGUUUUGAUGCAAUCCUCGCUGACAAUGCCCGCGGAACAGCAAACGACUCGAUGCGUUUUUUAUAAUCCAGGUGAUCACGUGAUGCUACGGAUUCCCAAGCAGUUACGUGCCAAAACUGACGCCGUGGUAAAAGGACCAUUUCUCGUUCGCGUAGUUCAUGACAACGGCACUGUCACCAUCGACAAGGGUAAACGACCAGACGCGUGA
Peronospora belbahrii is the source of this 396-nucleotide messenger RNA. NCBI's taxonomy places the organism in Eukaryota, Oomycota, Peronosporomycetes, Peronosporales, Peronosporaceae. The record is from the annotation of a GenBank genome assembly.